AUGGCGUCGCGCCUCUUUCUCCUCCUUCUCCUCACUAUUUCCCUCUCAAUCUCCUCCGAUGCCCGCCCUUGCAAGUCCCUCUUCGUUUCCUUUUCCCUUCUCCGCCACCGAACCCUCGAUUCCCGCCAUCAUCCCUUCUCCGAGAUGGCCCUAAUCGUCGACAUCACCGAGUUCAAAUCAUCCUCCCUCUCCCUUCCCGACAACAUCCUCCUCCUCGAUCUCCCUCGUUCUAGGCCCCCCUCGCUUCAUCAACACUUCCCUUAUGACUUCACCUCUCUCCGUGAUCGCACCAAGGAUAUUCUCACCGUUGUUGUUGCUCUGCUCUUCGGCGUCGGCUGUGGCGCUCUCACUGCUGCUACUAUGUAUUUGGCGUACUCAUUGUGCGCUGGUCGAUUUGGGAAUCGUUCUUCUGUGUAUGACGAUUCUGAGGAGGAAGAUGACUUUAGUGAUGAUAACAAGGAGAACAUUAAGAAGAUGGGUUACAUCAAGAUCACCGACGACUCUGCUCCUGUUAAAUCAGUGGUAUGA
Molecule: messenger RNA, 528 nt
Organism: Cucurbita pepo subsp. pepo (vegetable marrow)
Lineage: Eukaryota; Viridiplantae; Streptophyta; Magnoliopsida; Cucurbitales; Cucurbitaceae
Source: RefSeq, a predicted model, not a curated record